CCGCCCCCGUCCGAGGCUUAUAUAAAGCAGGUGACGCAACCGGAGCGGACACAAGCGCAAGGCGACGCAGAAACAGAAGUACGUUUUCAUUUUCUCCAACUCAUCGGACCGUCUGAUCCAGAACCUCAGAACUUUAACAGAAUGAUGCUGCAGCAUUCGGGUCUCACUCUGGCCGACAUCAGCUGCUCCGCCUUGGUCUCCUGCCUCUCCCCGCCUGGCACGCUCACCCUGGACGACUUCACUAGCUUCACUCCCAUCGUGAAGGAGGAACUCCGACUGGCCAUCCAGAAUAAGCGGAUGUCCAGCGGGCUCAGCGUCGAUGUGAGCUCGGACAGCUCAAGCUCGGACCGGGCUUCCGAGCGACCCUUGAGCAGGGCAGGGGUCAAGAGAGAGUUGAACCCAGAGGAGCAUGAGAGGAAGAAGAGGAGAAGAGAAAGGAACAAAAUUGCAGCUGCAAAAUGUCGCAACAAGAAGAAGGAGAAAACAGAAUCUCUGCAGAAGGAGUCUGAGAAGCUGGAGAGCGUCAACGCCGAGCUGAAGGCCCAGAUCGAGGAGCUGAAGCAGCAGAAGCAGCAGCUGGUCUACAUGCUCAAUCUGCACCGGCCGACCUGCAUCGUCCGAGCUCAGAACGGCCAGACACCUGAGGACGAGAGGAACCUGUUCAUCCAGCACAUCAAAGAGAGCACCUUACAACUCCACAAUCUCACCUCUACCUCCACUUCCUCCUCAUCUACCUCCACAGUCGCACCGCUCGAUGGAGGAGUGCUGACGCUCGACGACAUUCAGUGUUCAAGUCAUCUAUGAUCCCUGCUGGCUUCUUCCUACUGCUGUAGCAAAGACUUUACAUGAACUCAGUUUCAGUUUCUUCUACUGUCCAAAGCUGCUGAUAAACUGGUACAAAAUGACAUUACGCUCCCUAAAACUGUAGCUGCUGGUUGGACUGUUGGGACGUUCACCGUUACACAUUAUGCUUUAUUGUAUUGUUUGUGAUGCAUUAUGACAGUCUGGGCCAAGAACAGACACUAAAGCACUGAAACCAAACAAAACAUCUUUUUUUAUAUAGUUUGUCUAAUUUUUGUACCAAAGUGUGAUUUGAAGGUGAUUAAGGCACAUAAUAUACCUUUUCACUGGUGAGCAAAGUAGAUGUGAGUGUGUCACCUACAGAUGUUUGAAUGUUGACUUGAACAUGGCACUGUUUAGUGUAUUCGUAAUAGUAUAUUUAUUAAAGGAAUACAGAAUGAUCUGAUGCUGUGCUAACAACACUGUGUGUGUCCUGUAAACCGGUAGAACUAAUACUACUGCUGUUUACCGCUCAGGAGCUGCACUGGCUGUAGAUUUUUGACUUUUUUGUCCUCCUGUGGGAAUAAACCUCUAAAAAUAUAAAUCAGUUCCUGAUAAGAAAGGAAAUUCUGUUUGCAUGCAGGGUAAAAUUCUGCACCCAGUGGAAAAGCCUUUAAUAAGGAACCAAUCACCAUGUAUGCAGACGGUUAGGUGGAGUUCAUUUAAAUUUGGCUUUUUUGGAACACAAAUUCCAAAUACCAUGAAAAAUAUUAUCAUAUAUAUUUUUCCUCUGUAAAGAGAAAGCUGCCCCCAUACAAGUAUUAUUUUACAAUUAUUUUAAAUUCUGCAUACUUUAUUUUCUUGUAUUAAGCCCGCGGUGCUGCAUGUAAACGGCAGAUACCUCAUUUGGUUCUAACAGAACAAAACAAUGUUUUUUGGAGAUAUUUAUUUAGUUGUUCGCUGAAAACCCAGAACUGCUUUGUUUUUUAAACCUUAUUUGUGCUAAUCCUCUACUAACUUUAAUUUUUCUGCACUUGGUCAUUACAGAAAAAGCUUUAUUGUUCUGAUAAAAACCUACAAACUAAAGAUUUUAAUAUCAGAAAAUAAAUUCCAUUCUUUCAGUCACUAGUUAACUCACACAGAUAAAGGGAAUAGUACUGAUCAGAAACUGUCUAAUUGAUUUGUUUAAGACAUUCAUAUUGGAGGAACUGGAGGAUAUUUUAAUAUGAGGACAGAUAAUGUACGGGGUUUUUAGUGACGAUGUUUUAAUGUAUAAAUUAUUUGAUGUACAGAUCAAAAACCUCAACAUUCUAUGGUCAUGGUGUACGUAUAAUUUUAAUGAUCGUUGUACAUCCUGACGCUAGAUAAUCACAGGCAGCGAGUUUAAUGUAUAUUUCACUGUGCCUCAUUCUGUCACUGAAGGCUGUUUUGUUUUAGUCUGACUGAAUAAACUGUAAAACUUCAGGUAUAACCGCACUGCUGCCACCACCGUGUUCUUCCUCAUCUGUUGUUGAUGCUCUUUUACAUUAAAAAAUGAAUUAUUUUA
This is a messenger RNA of Girardinichthys multiradiatus, 2326 nucleotides long. RefSeq names its product activating transcription factor 3 (gene atf3). Lineage: Eukaryota; Metazoa; Chordata; Actinopteri; Cyprinodontiformes; Goodeidae. The record is from RefSeq and is a predicted model, not a curated record. The transcript has 4 exons. Gene Ontology annotation, biological process: regulation of transcription by RNA polymerase II. Gene Ontology annotation, cellular component: nucleus. Gene Ontology annotation, molecular function: DNA-binding transcription factor activity, RNA polymerase II-specific; RNA polymerase II cis-regulatory region sequence-specific DNA binding. Bases 142 to 804 code for a protein of 220 amino acids.